ACGAAACUUGUCAUUUAUUAACAAUAAACACUGUUAAUCAUUUGAAUAUUAAAACAAUCUAAAUGACCAAAAAACGUAGGCUUUCUAAUUCUUCUCCUAUUAAAGUCGAAGUAAAGGAAGAAAAUACAAUUGGAAAUGAUUAUCUUUUAGCUAAAGGUCGCCUAAAAGGCGUUCUAAAACAACUUACAGAACAAUCAUCUGAUGAAGGUAGCGAUUCUUCAGAUGAUAAUAAGAAACUUAGCGAAUCAAAUAGAAAACGAAAAGUCGAAAAUAUGCCUACACCAUACCAUCAUACUUAUGUGAUGAAAUUAUUUGAUAGAAGCGUUGAUUUGGCUCGAUUUGAGGAAGAUACUCCACUUUAUCCAAUUUGCCGUGCUUGGAUGCAAAAUCAACCUAGAAAUCCUCAAUCUAUUGUCAAACGUAGACUAUCUUCUCCAGAACCGGCUAAUAAUUCAUGGAAUGAAAAUUCUUUAUCCGAGAUAAACAGAUUACCUUCUCCACAUACUCAGUUUGUUUCAAGAAUUCCAUCACCACUACCCGAGCAGGAACAAAAUAAAGACAAUAUUAAUUUAGAUUAUGAUGAAUAUAUUCCUAGUAAACAUACUCUAAUGCAAGAACAUAUGAAACGAUGGAUGAAUGUGAAGAAAAAAUGGAUACAAACUGCUUUUAAUAAUGAAAAUCGAUAUUUACAAAGUACAAAUAUACUUAAAGCAAUUUAUAAUAAAGCUCAAGAGGAAUCUAAUUAAUUCUUAAGGAGAGGAAAGGAUGAGAAAAAGAAACAUGUGAAUGUAUAAGAAUGUAUAUUUUUUCACUUUUUCUCAGUAUAUAAUCAUAAUUGAAUCUUAGGAGAAAGACAUUUACAUUUCAAUAUUAAAUAAAUAUAUAAUUUUAACAUAAAUAAAUGAAAUACAAUAAA
Molecule: messenger RNA, 916 nt
Organism: Diorhabda carinulata
Lineage: Eukaryota; Metazoa; Arthropoda; Insecta; Coleoptera; Chrysomelidae
Gene: mip40
Product: protein lin-37 homolog
Exons: 5
Coding region: 63-746 (227 amino acids)
Biological process (GO): negative regulation of transcription by RNA polymerase II
Cellular component (GO): transcription repressor complex; Myb complex
Source: RefSeq, a predicted model, not a curated record